GCGGGCGCCAGCAACACCGAGCCGCCGGGCCCUGAUGGAGCCGGAGGAAAAGCAGAUCUCGGUUUGGAUUUGCCAGGAGGAGAAGUUAAUCUCGGGGCUUUCGAGGCGCACCACUUGCUCGGAUGUAGUGCGGGUGCUUCUGGAGGACAGCAAGCAGAGGCGUGGGGGGAGGCGGCAGCAGCAGCAGCAGCUGGCGUCGCUGCAGGAGUGCGGCGGGGGGAUGCUGUCGGGACCCCCGCACUCGUACUGCAUGGUGGAGAAGUGGCGGGGCUUCGAGAGGAUCCUGCCCAACAAGACCAAGAUCCUGCGGCUCUGGUCGGCUUGGGGGGACGAGCAGGAGAACGUGCGCUUCGUGCUGGUGCGCAGCGAGGCGUCCCUGCCCAACACGGGGCCCAGGAGCGCCGAGGCCCGCGUGGUGCCCAGCAAGGACAGCCCGUGCCAGCAUGGCUUGGGGGCCGCAGCCCGGCGGGCCAGUCUGGCACUGAGCCAGGAGCGGCAGCGCCGCGUAGUGCGCAAAGCCUUCCGCAAGCUGGCCAAGAUCAACAAGCGCAAAGGGGGGCCGCCGCCCCCGCCGCACGACGAGGGGCCGCCAGCCAAGGAGGCGGCGGUGUCCUCGGCGGCCGAGAGGAUGGAGACCUUGGUGCACCUCGUCCUCUCGCAGGACCACACCAUCCGGCAGCAGAUCAAGCGCAUCCGCGACCUGGACCGGGAGAUCGACCGCUACGAGGCCAGGAUCCACUUCGACCGCAUGAAGCGCCACGGGGUCAACUACGUGCAGGACACUUACUUGGUCGGGGGCGAGCUGGAGCCCCCCGGGGGGGAGGCGGAGCAGGCGGGGCCGCCCGCCCAGGACGAGUCAGCGGCGGCGGCGGCCGCCAGGAACGACGGCGGCGGCGGCGGCGGCGACUUGGAGGAGUACGCCCGGCAGUGCGAGCAGCUAGUGCUGCUGCAGGAGCAGUGGCGCCGCCAGGAGGAGCUCAUGGAGCAGUUGGCGGGCGAGAUCCAGGAGGAGCUCAACGAGCGCUGGAUGAAGCGGCGGCGGGAAGAGCUGGCGGCCGCCCAGGGCUCCAGCACCAGCCUCUCCUCCGAGGCGGACUGCAACACCACCGAGCUGAUCGGCGGCGGCGAGCUGCACGUGGAGCGGGAGCGCAUCAAGACGCAGCUCAGCACCAGCCUCUACAUCGGGCUGCGCCUCAGCACCGACCUGGACGCCGUCAAGUCCGACCUGGAGUUGACGCAGCGCGCCUGGGUCGACAGGGAGCGGGAGCUGCAGCGCCUGCUCGGCACCCUCCAGUCGCUAGACGUCGACGCGGCGGGGAGCGCGGGCGCGGGCGCGGGCGAGGCGCUUCAGCUCCCGCAGGGCGGCGAGAGCCCCGAUCCGGCGGCCCUCACCGCGGGGGCGGGGGUCUGGGGGGAGCAGGCCGCCCGGGGCUUGUGCAAAGACUGCGAGGACAACGACGAGGAUUCCGACACGGGCCUCAGCUCCAUGCACAGCCAGGACUCGGACUCGGUGCCCGUGUGCGAAUCGUUGGUAUAG
Molecule: messenger RNA, 1537 nt
Organism: Elgaria multicarinata webbii
Lineage: Eukaryota; Metazoa; Chordata; Lepidosauria; Squamata; Anguidae
Gene: RASSF10
Product: Ras association domain family member 10
Exons: 1
Coding region: 35-1537 (500 amino acids)
Biological process (GO): signal transduction
Source: RefSeq, a predicted model, not a curated record